This is a messenger RNA of Parus major (Great Tit), 995 nucleotides long. It is a transcript of the gene PRADC1, whose product is annotated as protease associated domain containing 1. The record is from RefSeq and is a predicted model, not a curated record. The coding region runs from base 32 to 619 and encodes 195 amino acids. The transcript is spliced from 5 exons. NCBI's taxonomy places the organism in Eukaryota, Metazoa, Chordata, Aves, Passeriformes, Paridae.
GGUGCAUUUCCCCUCCUACACCCCAAUCCGGAUGCAUUUCCUUUCCUGCAUCCCAACGUGGGUGCAUUUCCCCUGCUGCAUCCCGGUGCUGGUGCGGUUCCCUCGGUGCGGUUCUCUCGGUUUACGCAUCCAUGAAUAUUUGUACUUCCAAGUGCUGAGCCCUGGAGACAUCCGCUACAUCUUCACUGCCACCCCAGCCAAGGAUUUCGGUGGCGUGUUUAACACGAGGUACGAGCAGAUCCACCUGGUCCCGGCGGAUCCUCCGGAGGCCUGCGGAGAGCUCAACAAUGGGGUCUUCAUCCAGGACCAGAUCGCCUUGGUGGAGAGGGGGGGCUGCUCGUUCCUGUCCAAGACGCGAGUGAUCCAGGAGCACGGCGGGCGGGCCGUCAUCAUCGCCGACAACGCCUACGACAACGACAGCUUCUACAUCGAGAUGAUCCAGGACAGCUCCCGGCGCACGGCCGACAUCCCCGCGCUCUUCCUGCUGGGCAGGGACGGGUACAUGAUCAGGCGCUCCCUGGAGCAGCACGGGCUCCCCUGGGCCGUCAUCUCCAUUCCUGUCAACGUCACCAGCAUUCCCACCUACGAGAUGAUGCAGCCCCCCUGGACCUUCUGGUAGCAGCAAAAGGCUGUGGUGGAUCGAGGACUUCUGGUGGAUCCCAGGAUCUUGCCCUAAGAAGGACCAGGUUUGAGGAAAGGAUCCCAACAAGCUCCGGAGAUCUUUCUGCUGGCACCGGUGUGUGGCCACGGGCAAACACCAAUGCCAGGGGAAACCUCGAGCCUGGCACCAAGCUGUGACUGCGUGGGAGGGAGGUGAGGGCCCAGAGCAGGCCUGCACUCCCCAGGAAACAUUUGACCUUGUGCUGCUGCUUUGGAGGAAUGCAGGACUGGCAGGGAUGGGAGGAGAGCAAUACAGCCUUGGUCUGUACCGGCAGGGCUCACCCACUGUCUGUAUAUUUUUGUCUGACCUAAUGAAGUCUUAAGUUUUAGAGAAA